Momordica charantia (bitter melon) is the source of this 1543-nucleotide messenger RNA. Lineage: Eukaryota; Viridiplantae; Streptophyta; Magnoliopsida; Cucurbitales; Cucurbitaceae. The record is from RefSeq and is a predicted model, not a curated record.
AUACUUUCCUUAUUUGCCAUUGAAAGCCCAGAUUAUCUCAAGAAUUUAGAAACCAACCAAGUUUUAGAAUACCCCUUCUGAUAGUUUUUUCUGCUAUUUCUUCAAAAUCUAGAAUCGUGGUGGGAUUCCUUCUUUGCUUUACUGACUGGUCUCAUUUGUAAUAAGGGGAUUGUCAAUCGUGAGAAAAUUGUUUCAAGCAUUAUCAUCCUUCAAGAGUACUCACCCUCGUGUAUCAACCAUUUGCUGUUGGAACGAUUGCAAUACUGGCAUAUAAUGAAUCAAAAAUUGAUACCAGAAGGAGGAAUAUACGUGGAUACUCUCUCUUCUUCCUAAGUACUGUGUUGCUUAUAGUUUUGGAUUUGGUCACAUCCGGGAAAGGAGGGAUUGGACCAUAUAUUGCUUUAUGUGUCAUUGUUGGUUCAUUCGGAAUCGCUGAUGCCUUUGUGCAAGGUGGGAUGGUUGGAGAUCUCUCCUUGAUGUGUCCUGAAUUCAUCCAGUCUUUUAUGGCUGGAUUGGCUGCCUCAGGAGCUCUAACCUCUGGGUUGAGGCUAGUCACGAAAGCUGCUUUCGAGGAUUUACAUGACGGUCUUCGUAAAGGGACCAUGUUAUUUUUAGCGAUAUCUGCUGCUUUCGAGUUUUUCUGUGUUAUUCUCUAUGCAAUAGUCUUCCCUAAAAUCCCACUAGUAAAGUACUACCGUAAAAAGGCUGCUUCCGAAGGAUCCAAAACUGUGUCAUCUGACCUUGCCGCUGUAGGCAUCGAAAUUCAAUCAGACCUAGAAGUUGGAGACAAAGCCGAACUAUUGAGCAAAAAGCAGCUAUUCCUAAAGAACAAAGACUAUCUUAUUGGCGUGUUUCUGAUAUACGUUGUCACAUUGUCAAUCUUUCCCGGGUUCUUGUACGAAAAUACUGGAGAACACCAAUUGGGUUCAUGGUAUCCACUUGUUUUAAUAGCAAUGUACAAUGUGUGGGAUCUGAUAGGCAGAUACGUACCUCUCAUAAACUGGGUGAAGUUGGAGUCGAGGAAGGGCCUGUUGAUCGCGAUUCUGAGUCGUUUCUUGCUCAUCCCAGCAUUUUACUUCACUGCAAAAUACGGGGACCAAGGGUGGAUGAUCUUCCUCACUUCCUUCUUGGGACUAACCAAUGGCCAUCUUACUGUUUGUGUUUUUACUGCAGCACCUAAAGGCUACAAGGCGCCUGAGCAGAAUGCGUUGGGGAAUCUGCUUGUAAUGUUCCUUUUAGGCGGCAUUUUUGCAGGAGUUUCUCUCGAUUGGCUGUGGAUCAUUGGAAAUGGUAGCUUCUGAAGCAUCGGUUAUAUUUCAUUUGUUGAACAAAGCAAAGCGUAGACAUUUGUUUAUGCAUGCCUUGCAGUUACAGGAAGUUUAUUAGCUUAAACCAGCCUUCUUUUUUUUUUUUUUUUUUAAUUUACCUGUUUCCUAUUUAGUUUUUAAGCUAUGGAUUGCAUAUGUUCUUUUUUGGUUUUAUUCUAAUUGUAAAUAGAUCAGUUGAAUUUUAUAAUGAUAUCCUCUUGCACAAUCUCUUCUAA